This is a messenger RNA of Nematolebias whitei (Rio pearlfish), 2101 nucleotides long. Its product is annotated as WD repeat-containing protein 37. Gene Ontology annotation, molecular function: protein binding. The record is from RefSeq and is a predicted model, not a curated record. Gene Ontology annotation, cellular component: preribosome, large subunit precursor. The transcript has 14 exons. Lineage: Eukaryota; Metazoa; Chordata; Actinopteri; Cyprinodontiformes; Rivulidae. The coding region runs from base 195 to 1679 and encodes 494 amino acids.
ACACCGGAAUUGGCUUCGUUAUCUUUUCCCACGGACUCUUAACGGUCCGCCGUCGGUGCGGAUUUUAAACAAAACCGGCGCAGCACACGGACAAAGGAAAAAUGCGAGCAAUGCCAACAUUCGUGACAAUACCUCGGAAUAAAACCCACCAUUAACAGACUUUCUGACGGGUGGAAUCAGGGUUGGACGCAGACAUGCCAGAUAGUGGGAGCAGCGUUGCCGCCCGCCAGGCAAAGCAGAAGAGGAAGUCUCACAGUCUGUCCAUCCGCAGAACCAACAGCACGGAGCAGGACCGCUCAGGCCUGCAGAGAGACCUGCUGGAGGGACAGGACUCCAAGCUCCCUCUGUCUCUGAGGAGCAACCUGCUGGACCUGUUCAGUCAGAUCGAGAGAGAGUUUGAAAACUUAUACUUGGAAAACUUAGAACUACGCAGAGAAAUCGACACGCUGAAUGAUCGGUUGGCUGCAGAAGGACAGACAGUCGAAGGAGCAGAUUUAGCUAAAGGAGCUCUUAAAACAAAAGCGAGCCACAGCACCAGUCAGCUGUCUCAAAAACUAAAAACUACCUACAAGGCGUCCACAAGCAAGAUUGUCUCCAGUUUCAAAGCGACCACAACCAGAGCCGUUUGCCAGCUGGUCAAAGAAUACGCCGGCCACCGGGACGGCAUCUGGGACCUUGGCGUCACCAGAACCCAACCUGUGGUUCUCGGUACAGCCUCCGCAGACCACACUGCGAUGCUGUGGAGCAUUGAGACAGGAAAGUGCCUCCUCAAGUAUCUGGGCCAUCAAGGAUCAGUCAACUCCAUAAAGUUCCACCCCACUGAGCAGAUAGCUCUAACAGCUUCCGGAGAUCAGACGGCUCACAUCUGGAAAUACAUGGUGCAGCUGCCGACCCCCCAGCCUGUCGCUGACAUCAGUCAGACACCCUGCGAAGACGACGUGGACUCCUCAGACAAAGAUGACGCCGACGGCGAUGCGGAGGGCCCGAUAGAUUGCCCCUCCGUUCGCGUGGCGACCACGACGCUCCGCAGCCAUCAGGGCGUGGUGAUCGCCGCUGACUGGCUGGUGGGGGGCAAGCAGGUCGUGACGGCCUCCUGGGACCGAGCUGCCAAUUUAUACGACGUGGAGACGUCGGAGCUGGUCCAUUCCCUCACCGGCCACGAUCAGGAGCUGACCCACUGCUGCACACACCCCAACCAGCGUCUGGUGGUCACCUCGUCCAGAGACACCACCUUCAGACUGUGGGACUUCAGAGACCCGUCCAUUCACUCCGUCAACGUGUUCCAGGGGCACACUGACACGGUGACGUCGGCCGUUUUCACCGUGGGAGACAAUGUGGUGUCUGGCAGCGACGAUCGAACCGUCAAAGUGUGGGACCUGAAGAACAUGCGGUCGCCCAUAGCAACCAUCCGGACCGACUCCGCCGUCAACAGGAUCAGCGUGUCGGUGAACCAGAAGAUCAUCGCUCUUCCUCACGACAAUCGGCAGGUCCGGCUGUUCGACAUGUCCGGGGUGCGACUGGCUCGACUCCCACGGAGCAACAGACAGGGUCAUCGCCGCAUGGUUUGCUGCUCCGCCUGGUGUGAAGACAACACCACCUGCAACCUGUUCACCUGCGGCUUCGACCGGCAGGCCAUCGGCUGGAACAUCAACAUCCCGGCUCUGCUGCAGGAGAAGUGACCUCGUCUCACCUCCACCUGUCAGCCUACGUCUGCGUUUCAGUCCAACACCUGGUCGUGGGUUUGAAGGGCAGAUGUAGGAUGUUUAGUUUGGGUUUUGGCUUUCAGGGUGAGUCUUCUGAUCCUGCAGGGGUCAUUGUUUCACAUGAAUCACCUAACAUGCUUUUUCUUUACCAUGGAAGUCAUCACUGUCCAAAAGAACAGUAUUUCAUUUAAGUCGCUGGAAAAAGCACAGACUAAGCUUUCCACGUUGGGAGCUGAUGCAGGAUGUGUUUAGGCAGAAGAGACACUGUGCUGCAGGUUGAUGCUGCUUUACAGCAGGUCACAUGUUUGCACAAAACAAAGGUAUUUCUGUUUUUGUACAUUUCACAAGUUAAUCUGUGCUAACGUUUAUUUUAAGUCCCAGAUGUCAAAAAGUCGAUC